AUGGGGCGAGGACCCCCACCCCCCCGGCCCCGAGGUGCGCGCGACGUGUGCAAGUUUCAGGAGAAUUUCCUGAGCCGGAUCCCCCUCCACACGAGGGCAGAGCCGUACGUCUGCUACCCAGAGAACAUCCGGGAGGAGUUACUGAGGGACAUGGUCUUGGCCCCGCUCGCAGGUGUCGGGGGGGGGCCUCGAGCCCCCCCUCAGCUCUUGCCCAACCCCAGCUUGGGCAUCUCUGCUACCUGCUCAAACUCGGAACCUACCGAAACCCCCCUGAGGUGGCUGUGGAUGCGUGGGAGGAAGCUGCUCAGAGUGGAAGUUCGAGGUUCCGCCUUUUACUACCUUCUCCCCGAGCGCCAGGUCUUCCAGUCAAUUGCCUUCUGCUCUACCGACCCACGGCCAGUGGGGUCAGAAGCAGGGGAUGGGACAUGCCCUGGGCAGCUAAUAAGCCCUUGACAGGGGCAUGACCCGCCACGUGAGACUUGUGCGGCGCUGCCUUCUGGUGGAGGGUGGAUCAUGUGCUCUAGGCCCAGAGGCUACUGGGCGCUGAGCCAGAAGCUCCUUCCUGGUAGUGGUCACUGGCCAACGGCGAGGUCUCCAGGAACAGGAAAGGAAGCAUGUCUGACCAGGGCGCUCUCCUGAUCUGAUCGUCUUUAUCACGGAAGAAGUGGACACUCCUACAAGCUACACCCUCUGUUUCUCCGUAGGAGAGUCACGGCCCCAGGACCAGCUAUGGAUCAAGAGGCUUGUGAUGCACAAGGUUGUUCCCGUGUGGCUCAGGGCCCUGCUAGACGCCGCCCUAUUAGGGGACGCAGCCUUUCUACAGAGCACUGUGGACCUAACAUUUCCAACAGCUGCCCACUCUCCCCUUCCUUCCACCAGGACAAGGCCUACCUCCAGAACCUGGUGGAGGAAUGAAUUUCUAGUUCGCAGGGGAGGCCUGAGCCCUCACUCCUUAUUGUAAAGAUCCCUUGCCCCUUACCUCUACCAGUAAACUGGUCCUUGCCGUGGCCAAACAAACACACCCUCAAAUCUAAAGCUCUGUGUAGAUAGAAGAGUGGAAGACCAUACUCUGAUAUUGUCCCAAAAUAUGAUUCUUCAGAGAUAGCCAUUGCUAAGGAUAUUUUAGAGGUGGGGAGUCUACAAGGCAAAUCCAGUUCACAGAUGAGCACUUACAAUAUAUUUUAAGUAUUUCUAAUGGUUGCUACAAAAUAAAAAUCAGGAGGUUCAACUGAAAUAUGUUCGUGGAGCUUUCAAGGUGGCAGAGAAGUAAAUAGGCUAUCACAAAGUAGCAUGAAAAAUACCAUGAUUUAUAGGUUUUCAGGCAAAAUCCAAAGAUCUGCAAACUCAUUAGCAGAGAUUAGCUGAAGCCGAGUGCCGUCAGUGGUGUCAGUUGCUUUCACAUAGGGUGUGUUCUCAAGGUUGUCACAGUCCCUACCUGACCCAUUUAUAAAACCAGUCUGGCCCCCUUAUGCAUUUGAGUUUUGCAGUCAUUGAUGUCUGUCCUUACAAAAUCUUUCUGUAAUAUCAUAAGUGUGAUGAGCACUGCCUACAGACUUCUUUUCCAUUAUAUCCAUGUCAGUGUAUACAACUUUACCUAUUUAUUCCUCUGUAUGACUUCCCCAGUCCCUUCCUUCUGGAUAUUUCAGCUAGCUCCAUUUAUCUUUAAUUACAAACAAUGAAACAGUAAAUACCCUUGUUUGUAUCUUUGCAUAUUUUGUGGGCAUUUCUCUUGAAUAAAAUUCUAAAUGGGAAAUUACUGAGUAAAAAGAAACACAUUUAAAAUUUCG
Canis lupus familiaris (dog) is the source of this 1787-nucleotide messenger RNA. RefSeq names its product interferon regulatory factor 3-like. Lineage: Eukaryota; Metazoa; Chordata; Mammalia; Carnivora; Canidae. The record is from RefSeq and is a predicted model, not a curated record. The transcript is spliced from 2 exons. The coding region runs from base 1 to 453 and encodes 150 amino acids.